Rhagoletis pomonella (apple maggot) is the source of this 4558-nucleotide messenger RNA. It is a transcript of the gene Ttc7, whose product is annotated as tetratricopeptide repeat protein 7B. Bases 679 to 3276 code for a protein of 865 amino acids. Lineage: Eukaryota; Metazoa; Arthropoda; Insecta; Diptera; Tephritidae. Gene Ontology annotation, biological process: phosphatidylinositol phosphate biosynthetic process; protein localization to plasma membrane. Gene Ontology annotation, molecular function: protein binding. Gene Ontology annotation, cellular component: plasma membrane. The transcript has 9 exons. The record is from RefSeq and is a predicted model, not a curated record.
UUCGAAUUUCGUCUCAAGUUUUCGGGGAAAAUGCUACUCCCUAGAAUUAAUUAUUGGAGGAUUUCUUUCCCAGGAGAAACAAAUUCCCGGAGAACGAACGCCCCUGGAAUAUUAAGAACUGGGCUGAUAAAAAUUUUAUAAAAUAGUAGUGAAUACGAAAUAAAAUUAAUGUAUAAAAAAAUUGUGUAGUUCUACAGCGUCACCCUGCGACAACCUUCCUUGUACAUGGCAUAAAGCUGCUUUCUGGCAUGUAGGACAACAACAACAAACUUUUAUAAGCAGAUGACAGCAAUGACAGUAGUUGAGAAAUAUCAGCGAAAAAAAUAAAAAAAACAGAGGUGCAAAAAUUGAUUAGAAAAAAUUAAAAAAGGAAAGUGAAUCAAAAUUGAAGUGCUUAUUAAAAAUAAAUUUUAAGGAUUUGCCUCGGUAACGAAAACUGCAGCGCAAGUACUUAUGUAGAGCUGAGCAAUUAGACAUAAGCUAAAAGACUACGGGGCCCUCCGUUUAAGGAGGUGACGAAGUCCAGCAAUUGUGGCAUUUCCAGGUGUGACUUAACACUAUCGCUCGCACAUAAACCCAAGUAGAAAAAAACCCCGUUUGUAUAUGUACAUAUGUGCAGUUUAGUUAAAUAAAUAAUACGAAAAUCAAAUAAACAAACGCUGGUGGAGUUAAAAAGUUAUGACCGGCAGAAUGCGUAACACCACAAAAGUUGAGGCACUUAUUGAGAGCUGUCGCAGCGAAGGCAAGUGGCAGCGUGUCAUCGAGCUGACCGAGGAACUCAAAACGGGCUCGCCCAACAAUGAAUGCCUUGCAAAUUUCCUUAUUGGUGAGGCGAAACUGGAAAACUACCUCGAAGAAAAUGCACCCAUCGAAAGUAAUUUUGCCAAAGCCAAAGCCGGACUGCAAGAUGCGAGACGCUGUUUGCAACUAGUCACCGGUGAAAAUGGCCAGAAGGCGGGCAUUGCCCUUGACGCGUACUUGCUUCUGGCUAAGCUGUGCUACGCCUGCGGCGAGUACGAGAAAAGCUUGGAAAACUUUGUUAAAGCCGAGCUCAAUACCUUGGCUGAAAAAGAAUUGACACUCCGCAGCUUAAAAAUCUUAGCUGAAUCAUAUGCCAUAAAAGGGUUGUGUUUGGAAAACCAGACCAGUAAGCCCACAUCGAAAUUUAAAAAGGCCGAAAAAGAAACGGAAAUGAUUUCUUGCUUUGAGCGCGCCACUGACUUGGGUCUAUUGUAUUUGCAAGAGCAAGAUAUUGCCACAUAUUCUUCAGCGACGAAUAACGCAGUCAAUGCGGGUUCUAUGUUGGCCAUAAACACCACUAGCAAUAUGGUUGGUCUACAAUCUUCGCUGGGUGGUAGUAGUCUCACGAUAAGCACCACCAUACCUGCCAAUCCACUCGAACUUAACCGUCGCAUGGGUGCCAUACUCGAGACAGCACUGCAACGCGCCCCAAUUGUGCUAAUUAAGGCGGGCAAAUUACAAGAAGCCAUCGAGCGUUAUCGCACCAUGCUGAAUGCGAUCGAAACAAAAACAACGCAAUCAUUGCGCUUAACACUGGCACGUCAAUUGGCAGAAGUACUGCUGCGCGGUGUCUCAGGAACCAUUUAUACAGCGCCAUUCACCAAGAAGCCAACAGGACAGGCACUCCGUUCGACCACAACAAAACGCUUGUGGAAACCACGCAAAUAUGCGGCACGAACUCAAUUUACGCCACGUAACCAGCAUGAGGAGACGAUUCUGUUGUUACUUAUUUCAGAAGCAUUAGCGGUGCGCGACACAGUGCUCUCACAGAGUCCAGAAUUUCGUGUAGCUCGUCAGCAUGCAAUGGGUAAUGCUUCAGCAGUAUAUGAUUUGCUUACACUUGCAUCAGUGCGUUGGGGUUUGGUAAAUAUGCUGCAGGAAUCUUUUGAAAAGGCGCUGAAAUUCUCUUUCGGCGAACAACAUGUCUGGCGGCAGUACGGUAUAAGUUUAAUGGCCGCAAACAAACAUGCACAUGCGCUGCGUGUUCUGCAGGAAUCCAUAAAAUUGACGCCAAGUGAUCCGCUGCCUUGCCUGCUGGCGGCGCGACUAUGCUACGAGUCGUUAUCGCAGAUCAAGGAGGGUCUGGACCUUGCGCAUCUAGCCCUCAAGCGCGAAACGAAAGGCAUACGUCCGUCACGCAGUCAGCUGUUCGUUGGUAUUGGCUACCAGCAAUUGGCUAUACUGACAACGCUAAAAUCGGAGCGCGACUUGUACAAUAAAUUGGCAUUGGAGGCUCUUGAAAAGGCUGUACAAAACGAUGGCAACGAUCAUCUCUGCGAAUAUUAUCUUUCGCUGCAAUAUGCGCUGCUCGGCAAUAUCACCGAAGCAUUAACACAUGUACGUUUUGCGCUGGCGCUGCGCACUGAGCAUGCGCCCAGUUUGCAUUUAUUCGCACUGUUGCUGACCGCAUCCCGGCGUCCACGCGAAGCUCUGGCCGUUGCGGAGGAUGCAUUGGACGAGUUUCCGGACAAUUUGAAUUUAUUGCAUGUUAAAGCCCACCUUCAACUGCAUUUACAAGACGCCGAAUUAUCACUGGUUUCGGUGCAAAAGAUGCUGGCCAUUUGGCGUGAGCUGUACGAGGGGCAAGUGAGUGCCGAGGAGGAAAAACAGUCGGAUACCAAAAGUAUUGUGGUGCAUGUCAAUCCGACGGUAGUCUCAUCGCAAAUGUCUGACAAGGAUUCAAAUUCGGUUUAUGCUGCUUCCCUGGCGGCAGUUUCCCGCGUCGAACAGGCUUUGAGUGAGGCGGCCAGUUCGCUGAGUUCUUUUUCGCCGCGUCCCGGGCCCCAGCGGCCAUGGAUGAUACAGAUAAAGAUUUGGCUUUUACUCGCUGAUGUCUACUUGAAUAUCGAACAACCACAUGAGGCUUUGAAUUGUAUACAAGAAGCCUCACAAAUAUAUCCGCUCUCACAUCAAAUUAUGUUUAUGCGCGGUCAAAUUUACUUAUAUCUAGAGCAAUGGAACGAUGCCAAACAAUGUUUCCUUAAUGCCGUUUCGGCCAAUCCAAAUCACACAGAGGCAUUGCGUGCACUUGGCGAGACACAUCAUGUACUUGGUGAGCCCAGGCUAGCGGAAAAAAUGUUAAAAGAUGCAGCACGUUUGGAUCCCAACUGUCCGAAAAUAUGGUUUAGCUUGGGCAAAGUCAUGGAGACGCUAGGCGAUUACACUGCCUCCGCCGAUUGUAUGGCUACAGCGCUGCAAUUAGAGCCAACAUGUCCAGUACUUCCAUUUACCUCAAUACCCCUGACCUUCGAUUGAGGGCGGAAAAUUCAAUAUUUGCGCGAAAUACUGCUGCUGCGUGGAGUUGGUUGCACGUUGAGUUUAACCGGGUUGAGAAUGUACAUGGUAAUACAUUUAAAAUCCUUGUGACUUGGGUGCAAUAAAAAUAAUAUGAAAGAUGGGCGUAGUAUAUAGCGGUAAAAUUUACUUUAACUUUAACUAACUUUAUCGGUGUGUCUAUUGUAUUAUUAGCAAAUAUUAAAGUAGUUGAUUGUUAAUUAUACAUCGUUUAAUUUUGAUUUAUGUACUUUCAUCGUUAUUUGGUAUGAACCCCAUGUAUAUUCCAAAAAUUAAAAAUGUGCAUUCGUAAGUAGCAAUGGUGCGAGAUGGUAGAAAGAAUUCGUUUAUUUGUUUUUUUUUCGACGCCAUACAAGUACGCCUUUGGAAAUUGCAAUAUUUACUUACAUACUUGGAAACAGAUAAAUAAAUUUGUUAAAAAGAUGUGUAUGUACAUAUAUAUAUAAAUUAUCUUUCUAUAAAAUAAAUGUGUGUUUCAGGAAUUUAUAGUUAUACAUUUACCUACAUAUGCAUAUACAUACAUAUUUAGUGUAUGUAUUAUAUAUACCUCCUUCACAUUCAUAUUGUAUAUCAACAAAUACUGUAUUGCAAAUAAACACUAUUAUACUUGCAAAAAUAUGUUAAAUAAAAAAUUUGCAUUGAACGUAUUUUCAAAGUUUACAAACCCGUACUCCCUUGUUCUUAUAACUAACAGCAACUAAUAUCAAUACACAUUUGAGAUACAUAUGUACAUGGCAUAUCCCCCUAUUCGGAAAUGCAGCAAACCGAAGCUUCGGUGUCUUUUACUUCUAAACUAUAAUUGCCCAAUUGGCGCAGCUAAGUUCCAAUUCGGCAUCUAACCACGUUUGCGCAUAUUGCAAAUUUCCAUCAAUUAUAGUUUAGAAAGAGGCUGAUGCUUUGUUUGCUGCAUUUCUGAAUAGCCCCAUAUGUACAUGUUAUAUAAUAAUAAAAAUAUAUGUAAUAGUUAUGCUAAUAUUAAAAACUAAUAAUGUAUGAUAACAACAUAGAAACGUAUACUUUGAAACAAUUAUACAACUAUGAACAACAACAGUAUUAAAGCUCGUUGUAUUUACAAUUGCAACUUAAAUUUGGUAUAGGACUAUUCCACUCCUCACAGAGUAUAGUUUCUUUCUUCUUUUGUUCUCGGGUGUUUUAGUUUUGUUUUAAAAUACAGCAUUAGUAAAUUCCAGUUUAACGUAAGUUUUUUGAAACCAACGAAAUAUUCCAAUGCGAGAUUUGGUAA